This is a messenger RNA of Leucoraja erinaceus (little skate), 2488 nucleotides long. It is a transcript of the gene sema3d, whose product is annotated as sema domain, immunoglobulin domain (Ig), short basic domain, secreted, (semaphorin) 3D. Gene Ontology annotation, molecular function: chemorepellent activity; semaphorin receptor binding. The coding region runs from base 173 to 2455 and encodes 760 amino acids. Gene Ontology annotation, biological process: positive regulation of cell migration; semaphorin-plexin signaling pathway; neural crest cell migration. The transcript is spliced from 18 exons. The record is from RefSeq and is a predicted model, not a curated record. Lineage: Eukaryota; Metazoa; Chordata; Chondrichthyes; Rajiformes; Rajidae.
GGGAGAGAAAGAAAGAGAGAGGGUGGACAGGGGGAGCGGGUGUAUCGGGGUGAAAGGCCGGGACAGUUCGGUGAGAGCGGAUCGUGUCCCCGGCGGCUCGUAGACGAGGACCCCCCCCCGGCCCGGGCAGCAAAGAUCUGGUACUAGUGUUGGACCGUGUGGUGCCGGAGCUAUGAAGCAGACGGCAAGGGCGAGGAGUUGGAUGGCCCUCCACAUCUGCCACAUCUGCCACAUCUGGAUAUCACUUCUCCUGCUCGCUGCCCCGUCCACACAAACAUGGAGGCAGAGUCUACCCCGCCUCAAGCUGUCCCACAAAGACCUGCUGACCUCCAACAGUUGCAUCUCCUUCCUGGGGUCUGCAGAGGGCUUUGACUUCCAGACCCUUCUCAUCGAAGAGGAGCGAGGCAAGCUGCUGCUGGGAGCCAAGGACCACAUCUUCCUGCUCAACCUGGACGACCUGAACAAAAACAUCAGGAAGAUUCACUGGCCCGGAAGCAAGGAGACAGUGGACAUGUGCAGACUAACAGGGAAACAUCCCUUCCGAGACUGUGCAAACUUCAUCCGUGUUCUCCACAUCUACAACGACACCCAUGUCUACGCUUGUGGGACGGGUGCCUUUCACCCUGUGUGUGCCUUUAUCCGGAUGGGUCCUCAGGCAGAGGAGCCGGUGUUUCAGCUGGAAGUCAACAGUCUGGAAUCUGGGCGAUUGAAGUGUCCCUUCGACCCGCUCCAGCCGUUUGCUUCAGUGCUCACAGGUGAACACCUGUACGCAGGUACCGUGUCGGACUUCCACGGCAGGGACACCGUGUUCACCCGCUCCCUGGGGCCAUCGACCCACCAGAACUACAUCCGAACCGACCUGUCAGAACAUUACUGGCUCAACGAAGCCAAGUUCAUCGCAGCCGCCCCCAUUGCCGACACGUUCAACCCUGACGAUGACAAGAUAUACUUUUUCUUCCGGGAGGCGACGGAGGACAGUCAUACGUCGGACAGGACCAUCGUCUCCCGGGUUGCACGGGUGUGCAAGAACGACGCUGGGGGUCAGCGUAGCCUCAUCAACAAGUGGACCACCUUCCUGAAAGCUCGACUGGUCUGUUCAAUCCCAGGCCACGAUGGAGUGGACACCUACUUCGAUGAAUUACAGGAUGUGUUCCUGCUGCAAACUCGGGAUCCAAGGAAUCCUAUUGUUUACGGAGUCUUCACUACCACAAGCUCGAUCUUUAAAGGUUCCGCAGUCUGUUCCUACAGCAUGGCUGAUAUCCGCGCUGUCUUCAACGGGCCCUAUGCUCACAAGGAAGGCCCAGACCACAGGUGGGUGGAGUACAAUGGGAAGACACCUUACCCGCGGCCAGGGACUUGUCCCAGUAAAACAUAUGACCCGCUGAUAAAGUCCACCAAGGACUUCCCGGAUGAGGUGGUCAGCUUUGCUCGCUACCACCCGCUGAUGUACAAGGCCGUUCACCCGCUGAGCAACAAGCCGGUCUUCACCAGGAUCAACGUGGACUACCGGCUCAGCCAGGUGGUGGUGGACCAGGUGACAGCAGAAGACGGGCAGUACCAGGUCAUGUUCAUCGGCACAGAUGUCGGGACAGUUUUGAAAGUGGUGAGCGUGACGAAGGAGAACUGGGAGACAGAGGAGGUGGUUCUGGAGGAACUGCAGGUGUUUAAGGGACACUCCCCGAUAUUGAACAUGGAACUUUCUUCAAAGCAGCAGCAGCUGUACGUUGGUUCACGGGACGGCCUGGCCCAGCUCUCCCUGCACAGGUGUGAUACCUAUGGACAGGUGUGUGCCGAGUGUUGCCUGGCCAGGGACCCCUACUGUGCGUGGGAUGGCACCGCCUGUUCCCGCUACCUGCCAGCCUCCAAGCGGCGGUCCAGGCGUCAGGAUGUGAAGCAUGGGGACCCCGUCACUCAGUGCUGGGACCUGGAGGACAGUAUGAACAAGGAGAGUGAGGAAAAGCUUCUCUUCGGCAUUGAGUCUAACUCCACCUUUCUGGAAUGCAUCCCCAAGUCCCAGCAGGCCUCCAUCCGCUGGUUCGUUCAGCGCUCCGUGGAUGACAUUCGGGAAGAGGUGCGGGGCGAUGAGCGGCUAAUCCGUACGGACCAGGGGCUGCUGAUCCGGAGCGUGGAGCGGCAAGAUGCGGGGGUGUACUUGUGCCGGGCCGAGGAACAGUCCUUCAGCCACACUAUCGGCCGGCUGCGGCUCAAGGUGAUCGACAACGAGCAGAUAGACAGCGGGCAGAGGGAGGAGAGUCGUGCCCGGGACUUUGGCCACGAGUCACGGAUACGCUACAAGGAUUACGUCCAGCUGCUGACCAGCGGCAGUUUCACCGUCGACGAUUACUGCGAACAGUUGUGGCACCGGGAGAAACGGCGGCAACGAAACCGCGGGCCCGGCAAAUGGAAGCACGUACAGGAGGCGAAGAAAAGCCGUAACCGCAGGCACCACCGCUAGACUGGAGACCCCCCCCCCCCCCCCCAGGCUGGA